AUGCAAGUAGCGAUGUUGCUACUGUCCCUUAAUUCUCUCUUCAAGUUUCAAGGCCAUGCCAUUUUGUGGGUCGUCCAUCAGGGCCAUACUAGCAGCAUUUCAUCCUCUGCUCCCUUUUUCCCAACUCGCCUAACCGAUAGCACAACACUAAAGGGGCCAUCUCUGCUGGCUUGCUCCCCUUGGCGCUUGAUGUUGGCACAGAUACACACUGACAGACACACGCAUCAGAUCAACAGCCCUGGGUCAACUGGGGUACCAAAAGAUUGCCCUGCGCCGAUCGCCUCUGAGGCGCCUCAGCCACAAGAUCGGCGACACCGUUUGUUAUUUUCUGUACGGACAGAGCCAAGCCUGAAGUCUAAUGUGGAGUGUGCACUACGUCCGUGUAAACUGGCGCACCAAGUCGGCACACGACCGGCGCCAACUGGGCCUAAGUCCCGGCUGAUCCGUUGCCUGAUUCCGCCAGCAUACACGGUGCUACAGACGAAACCUGUCCGAGCCACAUGUGCCUCGGGAGGCCAUAAUCAGAAAAGCGCCGCCUCGGGCGAUUAG
Messenger RNA from Protopolystoma xenopodis, 549 nucleotides. Lineage: Eukaryota; Metazoa; Platyhelminthes; Monogenea; Polystomatidea; Polystomatidae. The record is from the annotation of a GenBank genome assembly.